AUUGUACAUGUGUAUAUAUCAUUUGCUAAAUGCAAAAUAGGGACGUGUAAACCUGCACGGGCCGUUUGAGCAAUUGAUCAACAUCCAAAACACGAGGUUAUUUGUCUCGUGACAAGAACAACAACAACAACGCGUUUUGUUUUGUUUUUUCAUUUCGAGUGGUCAGUAAGGUUUUUAAUGAGAGCUUGGUUGCUUUUUCAACUUGAUGAUAAACACUGAAUAUCAUACGGCCUUGUUUUCAUCUGGUGUGCUUUCAUUUUUUAUACCCAACUCCUUGAGUGUGUGUGUGUGAGAGAGUGAGAGAGAGAGAGAGAGAGAGAGAGAGAGAGAGAGAGAGAUCAUUUAGAUUAGAUAGACCCCCCUCCCCAUCCUCACUUGCACGCCGCGGGAGGGAUUUGCGUGUUUCCCACAAGAAAAGAAGUCUCAAAUGUCCCAUUGAAAAGGCGGCGGAGGUUUCAGCAAAAGAAGAGAAAGAGAAAGAGGGGAAGAAGGAAGAAGGGAAGGAGCGGGACGGCGGGCGAGACAAAAGACUCUGCGGCUGCUCUGGGUGUCGGAGACUCGGCUUCUCCACGGCGGCACCGCGACUAGCGAGAGCCAUCUUUACUUCUUAUUUUCUUAGUUUCCUUUCUUCGACUUGCAGCACCGAGAGUCCAGAUCAGGGUGGAGAGCAUCUGCAAACCAAGAGCUUUCUUUCUCUCUUUCUCUCUCUUCCCUUGUCUCUCUUUUCUUUUUACUCGAAGGAAGAAGAGUGGAUUGGAGACUCGGGCGCAUCUUGAUUAGCGCCGCUGCUACACGGUGCUGCUGCUCGGCGGCUCGGCGAUAAACAGAACAAAGAGAGUUGGAGUAAGGAAAUGAGCCCAGCUUUUAGUCCAACACUGAAACCAGGCCAAAUGCACUUCUGAGCUCUGAGAUACCCUCAAACUCCCUCUCUCUCUCUCUCUCUCUCACACACACACACACACACACACACACUCUCUCUGUGUGCAACAAAAACACUGGAAGAACACCGCAAAACCACAACACACCAUGUUUCCACAGAACCGACCUCCGGCACCUCUCCAGCCGCCCCCCGGGGCUUCAGCUUCAGCAGCAGCAGCUGCGGCGGCGGCGGCUGCAGCAUCAGGAACGGCUCAGUCUCUAAAACUCACUUAUCCUGAGACCCUGGACCGGAUUAAAGAGGAGUUUCAGUUCCUUCAGACUCAGUACCACAGCCUAAAGCUGGAGUGUGAGAAACUGGCCACGGAAAAGACGGAAAUUCAGAGACACUACGUGAUGUACUAUGAAAUGUCCUAUGGCCUGAACAUUGAGAUGCAUAAACAGACAGAGAUUGCUAAGCGGUUGAAUGUGAUCUGUGCGCAGCUCAUCCCAUUUCUCUCACAGGAGCACCAGCAGCAGGUGGUUCAGGCCAUGGAACGCGCCAAACAGGUGACUAUGGGGGAGUUGAAUGCGUCGAUAGGGGUACGUGGACUCCCCCCUCUGCCUCCCACACAACAGCUACAGGCUCAGCACCUUUCCCAGCAUGCCGCUCAGGCUCUGCCCAUGGCCCCUCAUCCAUCGGGGCUAUCCCACCCAGGACUGGCUCUGGGGGGCAGCUCGGGUCUUCUGGCUCUUUCAGGCGCACUUGGGGCACAGCUGGCUGCUAAGGAUGAAAGAGCACAUCUGGAGGCUGUAGCGGCGGCAGCGGCUGCUGCUGAGCACCACCGGGACCGUGAGGCAGGACCAAGCUCCUUAUCAAAUGGAGACAAAGGCCGGCCAUCAGACUACCUCAGCAAUGGAAAGAAAAGGAAAUCAGAUGAAAAGGAAUUCACAGAUUACGGUAGCGAUGCUGAUAAGAGUGAUGACAACUUAGUAGUCGAUGAGGACCCUUCAUCUCCACGCAGCGUGCACUCGUACUCCUCCAGAGAGAAUGGUCUGGACAAGCUGCCCCCAUCCAGGAAAGAGCCUCUGCCUCAGGCCAGCCCCACCUCCCUGACGUCCUCCUCCAGCAGCGCCUCGCCAUCUCGCAGCAAAGAUCCUCCCCCACGAGAGAAGUCUAGUACCCCGGGGCUGAAACCAGGCACGCCCAUGUCUCAAGAUUCCGCCACCCCCGGCCCCAGUGGCCCACCCCAAUUCCGCCCUGUCCCAGGCAAAGCAGGUGUGGACCCUCUGGCUCUGGGUGUGAGGAACCCUCUGGCGGUGCAGGGUGUGUAUCCACCCGGUGCGUUCGGUCUGCCGCCUCCGGGGGUGAACGGCGAGCUUGCUGGAGCGGCUGCAGCAUAUGGCGCUGGACUCCACCUCGUCUCGCCACAGAUGAACGGCUCUGCCGCUGUAGCUGCUGCCGCCGCUGCCGCCGCCGCUGGAUACGGACGCUCCCCUGUGGUGGGUUAUGAGUCUCCUCACCCACACAUGAGGGUCCCUGGCCUACCUGCUAGCCUCCAGCCUGCAGCCUCAGGAAAGCCUGCGUACUCGUUCCACGUGAGUGCAGAUGGACAGAUGCAGCCUGUGCCCUUCCCUCCCGAUGCUCUCCUGGGUCCCGGCAUCCCGCGUCACGCCCGCCAGAUCCACACACUCAGCCAUGGAGAGGUGGUGUGUGCCGUCACCAUCAGCACCUCCACACGCCACGUCUACACUGGUGGCAAAGGCUGUGUCAAAGUGUGGGAUAUCAGCCAGCCAGGCAGUAAGACCCCCAUGGCCCAACUCGACUGUCUGAACAGAGACAACUACAUCCGCUCAUGUAAGCUCCUCCCAGAUGGGAGAACUUUGAUAGUUGGAGGUGAAGCCAGCACUCUGUCUAUCUGGGACUUGGCCACGCCCACUCCUCGCAUCAAGGCGGAGUUGACCUCCUCUGCUCCAGCGUGUUACGCUCUGGCCAUCAGUCCAGACAACAAGGUCUGUUUCUCCUGCUGCAGUGACGGCAACAUCGUGGUGUGGGACCUUCACAACCAGACCCUCGUCAGGCAGUUCCAGGGCCACACUGAUGGAGCCAGCUGCAUCGACAUCUCCAACGACGGGACCAAACUGUGGACCGGGGGACUGGACAACACAGUGCGCUGCUGGGACCUGAGAGAGGGCCGACAGCUCCAGCAGCACGACUUCACCUCUCAGAUCUUCUCCCUGGGCUACUGUCCUACAGGAGAGUGGCUGGCAGUGGGGAUGGAGAGCAGUAAUGUGGAAGUGCUGCAUGUCUCCAAACCCGACAAAUACCAGCUGCACCUUCAUGAGAGCUGUGUGCUGUCACUCAAGUUCGCCUACUGCGGCAAAUGGUUUGUAAGCACAGGUAAAGAUAAUCUUCUGAACGCCUGGCGAACUCCGUACGGCUCCAGCAUAUUCCAGUCGAAGGAAUCCUCCUCAGUCCUCAGCUGCGACAUCUCACCUGACGACCAGUUCAUCGUGACCGGCUCAGGAGACAAGAAGGCCACCGUGUAUGAAGUCAUUUACUAAAGCGACUGCAGACAGCAUCCCGGAACAGCAGAAGCGGCGCGUAGCUGUAAAAGCGGAAAAACCAAGACCCGACUUUGACUUUGGAACAGAGUGGUGGACACGGACUUGGAGAAAGCGUCUACGCUUUUUUUUUUUUUUUCUUUUUUUUGGUUUGAUGUCCAUUAGGGACAGGCAUUGAGGGAGGACUGAACAGGAGCUUCAGAACAGGACUGACCUUGUUGUUUUUUUAAUGCUGUGAGAAAGCUAGCUUCAGAGAUGCGGGAUUCCUCCAAAGACUUCUCUUUUGCUUUAUUGUUUUUCCUUUUGUUCUUUUUUAACAAGAUGAAUUCUCUGUAGUGAAUGAAAUAGCAAAGAGAAUAUUUUUUUUAGCCUCUGGAAAAAAAAAUAAUUCCACGUGGAAACGGACAGUCGAGGAGCAGCAGCGCACUGAGAGAAGGUACAGGGUGUUUUGAGGAGAGACCGUGACAAUAUCUCUGCCAUUUCUUUUCAUCCAGUCUGUAUUGAUGGCCUUGAGCAUCUAAAAAUGAUCUCAGUAAGUAGCAGUACGGCUGUAUAAUGACACGGUGACAGGUUUGGGCUAACAAGGCUCAAGGUUUUACUAUAUAUAUAUAUAUUUUUUUUUUACGACUUCAGGGAGAUGGUCCACAUUAGCACGUUUCUUGUGUAUGCUGUAUGUCUGCUUACAAUGACCGGGAUUUUGGUUUUUGUUGGAUACUUGGUGUGUAUGAACUGUAAAUAAAGCUCCUUAAAAGCAAAACUCUUAAAA
This is a messenger RNA of Hemibagrus wyckioides, 4186 nucleotides long. It is a transcript of the gene tle2a, whose product is annotated as TLE family member 2, transcriptional corepressor a. NCBI's taxonomy places the organism in Eukaryota, Metazoa, Chordata, Actinopteri, Siluriformes, Bagridae. The transcript has 20 exons. Gene Ontology annotation, cellular component: nucleus; transcription regulator complex. Bases 1027 to 3420 code for a protein of 797 amino acids. Gene Ontology annotation, molecular function: transcription corepressor activity; protein binding. The record is from RefSeq and is a predicted model, not a curated record. Gene Ontology annotation, biological process: regulation of DNA-templated transcription; negative regulation of canonical Wnt signaling pathway.